This is a messenger RNA of Bacillus rossius redtenbacheri, 1987 nucleotides long. RefSeq lists its product as uncharacterized. Gene Ontology annotation, cellular component: nucleus. Gene Ontology annotation, molecular function: DNA binding. The coding region runs from base 122 to 1987 and encodes 621 amino acids. The transcript has 2 exons. The record is from RefSeq and is a predicted model, not a curated record. NCBI's taxonomy places the organism in Eukaryota, Metazoa, Arthropoda, Insecta, Phasmatodea, Bacillidae.
AAGCGUUUUGGUGCAACUGGCCUACAGAGGUUUUACUCAUAUCUCUUUGGUGGAUAUUCAAAAUGGUUGCUAAUUUUCACUAAAAUUAUUAUCUGGGACAACUUUAAUCUCUAAAAAGAUAAUGCCAAGAAAACAUUUUCGUAGGAUAGAUGCAUGUGCAUACCAGAAUUAUACCACACAAAAUCUGGAUCAAGCUCUGAAGAAUGUGUUGCAAGGGAAAAUGACAUUAAGAAAAGCUAGUAAGCAAUUUUCUAUUCCAUUGGGAACCCUAAGCCAUAAGUUAAGAAAUAAACACACAAAUAGCAUUGGACGACCAUUAGUAUUUUCUGCCGAUGAAGAAAAUAGUUUUGUUGACCACUUGAUAAAGGUUGCUAAAUGGGGAUUUCCAUUUAACACAUUAGACCUGAGAAUGAUGGCUAGUGCAUACUUAAACAUUAGAGGCCGCACAGUACCCUGUUUUAAGAAUAACAUUCCGAGUAGUGAUUGGGCCUUAGCAUUUCUGAACAGGCACAGAGCCAAAAUAUCCAGACGUAUGGGUCGAAACAUCAGCAUAAGUAGGGCUUCCUUAUCUGCUGAAACAGUAAAGCAGUACUUUGACAAUCUGACUGCUACACUAUUAAAUGAUGAUGGUACUGAAGUCUCGCCAACAAACAUAUUCAACUAUGACGAGACUAAUUUGUCUGAUGACCCUGGCCAAAAGAAAUGCAUUUUUAAGAGAGGGGUCAAAUAUACAGAUAGAGUUCGAAGCAGUACCAAAAGCUCAAUAUCCAUUAUGUUCUGUGGUUCAGCAUGUGGUUCUAUGUUGCCUGCAUAUGUUGUCUAUAAGGCAGAGCACAUAUGGUCCACUUGGACAGAAGGUGGUCCACCAAACACUCGAUAUAAUCGCAGCAAGAGUGGCUGGUUCGAUAUUGUUACUUUCAGUGACUGGUUUGAGACAGUGUUCGUUCCACAUGUGAAGAACAUUCCAGGGAAAAAAGUCAUGAUAGGUGACAACCUGAGCAGCCAUUUCAGCGAACGUGUUCUGAAGCUGGCACAAGAAAAUGACAUCGCCUUCACCUGUUUACCAGCAAAUGGUACUCACCUGCUGCAACCUCUCGAUGUUGCAUUUUAUGGCCCAUUGAAGCGGUACUGGAGAAAUGUGCUGGACUUUUGGAAGUCAUCAUCAAAAAAGAAAUCCCAAACACUCAGUAAAGAUCAGUUUCCACGAUUACUUACCAAACUGUAUGAGAAACUAUACUCUAGUGUGGCUGAUACUAGUAAUAAUUUGACUGCAGGGUUCAGAAAAUGUGGAAUAUACCCUCUGAAUCCUACCAUGGUAAUGGCAAGACUACCUGAUGGAAUUUGUGACCAGUCUACAGAAAAGGAACUUGCACCCAAUGCAGUUGUGUCAGAGGCAGUCGUCAGCAUGCUCAAGGAAAUGAGAGGAGUUGAUGAGCCAGUGAGAAGACAGAGGAAAAGAAGAAUUAAUGUUGUGCCAGGAAAAAGUAUCUCUGCAUAUGACCUAUUAUUAGCAAGUAGUUCUACUCAACAGCAACAAAGCCAGAAGAGUAUUGUAGAGGAAGAUGACAAUGGUACAAGCAGCGAUGAAGAUGUGUGUGCAUUACAAGAAAAUAGUGAACACAAUCAUAGUGAACAUGAAGAUGAUGAGCAUGAAUAUGGGAUGGAAAUUUUGAAUGGUUCCUCAGACAAUGUUCUAGUAGAAGAGGCUUUUUGUUUGGUCAAGUUUCAAGUGAAGAAAUCCGUAAAACAUUAUGUUGGUAAGAUUAUAAAUGUGUCUCAAGAUAAUGUUGGAUCAACAUGUGAUGUAAAGUUUCUUCGGCACAGUCAUAAAAUGGCACUGAAGUUUUAUUGGCCCAAUGUAGCUGAUGAAGGAACAGUUUGCAAGGAAGACAUAGUGAGGUCAUUGAGUGCUCCAAGGGUUGAUAGACGAGGAUUUCUAAUUUUCAGUGAGAAUGAGCUAGAUUUGUAUCUAAAAACCCUUCAGUAG